Messenger RNA from Prorocentrum cordatum, 191 nucleotides. The record is from the annotation of a GenBank genome assembly. NCBI's taxonomy places the organism in Eukaryota, Dinophyceae, Prorocentrales, Prorocentraceae.
GGCCUGGCGUCCGGCAGCGGGCCGCUCGUCGCGGUGGGCCUCGGCGCGCUCGGGGGCGCCGCGUACUUCGGGAGGAAUACUUUCUACACGGUGGAGGCCGGCCACAUGGCCGUCAAGUACAGCCGUCUGUCCGGGAUCGGCCAGCAGACCUUCCAAGAGGGGCUUCAUUUCAUGAUCCCGUGGUUCGAGAG